AUGUUCACUGAUCAUGCAGCACUCAAGUACUUGCUUACCAAACAAGAAUCUAAGCUUAAACUCAUAAGGUGGAUCUUGCUACUCCAAGAAUUUGAUAUUGAGAUUAAAGAUAGAAGCGGGACAAAGAACAAAGUAGUUGACCACCUCUCAAGGAUCCCACAAGAAGAAGAAAUGCAACAAGUAGCAGUAAAUGAAAGCUUUCCUGAUGAACAAUUGAUGAUGAUUCAAGUAGCCCCUUGGUUCGCGGACAUAGCCAACUUCAAGGCUAUUGGGGAGCUACCAACAAACAUCAAUAAGCACAUGAGGAGGAAGCUAAUCAAGGAUGCCAAACACUACAUAUGGGAUGAUCUCUAUUUGUUCAAAAAGUGUACUGAUGGUGUCCUAAGAAGGUGUAUAUCCCAUGAAGAAGGGCAGGAAGUGUUAUGGCAAUGCCAUGGAUCAGCAUAUAGAGGCACUUCAGUGGAGAAAGGACAGCAACAAAGGUGCUCCAAUCCAGAUUUUACUGGCCAACAGUUUUUAAGGAUGCCAAGGAAAUGGUAUCAAGAUUUCAUGGGAUCCUUCCCUACCUCCUACUCAAAUAGCUACAUAUUAAUGGCUGUUGAUUAUGUUUCAAGAUGGGUAAAGGCCAUAGCUACUGCAACAAAUGACAACAAGGUUGUGAUAAACUUCUUGAGAAGGAAUAUCUUCAGCAGAUUUGGAGUUCCCAAAGCUCUUAUUAGCAAUGGAGGGUCACACUUCUGCAACAAACAAUUGGAAGCACUCCUUCUCAGAUAUGGAGACUGGUCUAGGAAGCUAGAUGAUGCUCUAUGGGCCUACAGGACAGCCUUCAAGACCCCCAUUGGGAUGUCACCAUACCAACUAGUAUUUGGCAAGGCUUGCCACUUACCAGUUGAACUAGAGCACAGAGCUUUCUGGGCUCUAAAACUACUCAAUUUUGAUGAAAAGGCUGCUGGAGAAAAGAGAUUAAUGCAACUCAAUGAACUGGAAGAGUUUAGAAAUCGAGCAUAUGAGAAUGUAAAAAUCUACAAAGAGAACACAAAAAGGUGGCAUGACCAAAAGAUAGCAAGAAGAGAGUUCACUGAAGGACAAAAGGUGUUACUCUACAAGUCAAGACUCAAGUUCUUCCCUGAAAAGCUUAAGUCUCGAUGGUCAGGACCUUUCACCAUACUCAAAGUGUUUCCCUAUGGUCAUGUGGAGCUCAUGGAAGACAAGACUCAGAGAACUUUUUCUGUCAAUGGCCAUAGACUCAAACACUACUUGGGAGGCUCAUUGGAGGAGCAGAGAGUGAGCUACAAGCUCAGCUAA
Messenger RNA from Arachis stenosperma, 1305 nucleotides. RefSeq lists its product as uncharacterized. The record is from RefSeq and is a predicted model, not a curated record. The transcript has 3 exons. NCBI's taxonomy places the organism in Eukaryota, Viridiplantae, Streptophyta, Magnoliopsida, Fabales, Fabaceae. Gene Ontology annotation, molecular function: nucleic acid binding. The coding region runs from base 1 to 1305 and encodes 434 amino acids. Gene Ontology annotation, biological process: DNA integration.